Molecule: messenger RNA, 966 nt
Organism: Closterium sp. Naga37s-1
Lineage: Eukaryota; Viridiplantae; Streptophyta; Zygnematophyceae; Desmidiales; Closteriaceae
Source: the annotation of a GenBank genome assembly
AUGGUUCGUCGGAAGCCUUUUCGAAUUGCGAUUCCGGAUGUCGCGGUAGCUCUGUUCGUCGCGUGUCUAGCCGCUGCUGUCUCCCACGUGGCUGCGAUAUCCAAUGACGCGCAAGACGAAGAAAGGCUCAUAGGAUGGAAGGGGGAAAGCUUCAACUCAACCAGGCAAGACGAUCCUUCCCAGCGGCAAUGGAUAGAGCUCAUCUCGUGGGAGCCCAGGGCCUUUCUCUUCCACAAUUUCCUGACUGCCAAGGAGUGCCUGUAUUUGAUUCACAAAGCCGCACCCAACAUGGUCAAGUCAACUGUAGUGGACAGCGACUCAGGCGGCUCCUACAGCAGCAAGAUACGGACGAGCUCAGGGUCGUUUCUGUCACGGGGAGCCGAUGAGGUGGUGGCUUCUAUCGAGAAGAGAAUAUCCGACUUCUCGCACCUGCCUGUGGACCACGGGGAGGCUAUCCAUGUCUUACACUACGAGGCUUCCCAGGAGUACCAGGCGCACUUUGACUAUUUCCACGAUGACAUCAACACACGCAACGGGGGACAGAGGCUUGCUACCGUUCUAAUGUACCUCUCUGAUGUGGAGGAAGGGGGUGAGACGGUGUUCCCAGCAGCAGAGCUCACGCCAGACAACAUCCACUCACCGAUACCACCAGACUCACAGCUCUCUCAGUGUGCCAAGGGCAUGCUGGCUGUGAAGCCCAAGCGGGGCGACGCACUGCUGUUCUGGAACCUCAAGCCCGAUACAACUCUCGACCCCAAGAGUUUACACGGUGAGUCCCAUGUUACCUCCCUUGCCCUCAGCAUACACACAGCAGGGGCGACGCACUGCUGUUCUGGAACCUCAAGCCCGAUACAACUCUCGACCCCAAGAGUUUACACGCUGGAUGCCCAGUUAUUCGUGGAAACAAGUGGAGCGCUACCAAGUGGAUUCGCGUGCAACCUCGACAUGGACAAUAUUGAUUCAUAG